This is a messenger RNA of Blastocystis hominis, 1464 nucleotides long. RefSeq lists its product as hypothetical. Gene Ontology annotation, cellular component: nuclear replication fork. Gene Ontology annotation, molecular function: chromatin binding; protein binding. Lineage: Eukaryota; Bigyra; Opalinata; Blastocystidae. Gene Ontology annotation, biological process: DNA-templated DNA replication; DNA repair; mitotic cell cycle. The transcript has 5 exons. Bases 1 to 1464 code for a protein of 487 amino acids. The record is from RefSeq and is a predicted model, not a curated record.
AUGUCUGUCACGGUCGCUACCAAUGACAGUCGAAUCGAUAUCAUUGCGCUUGAAAAACGCGAAGUUGUGACUUCUCUAGCGGGCCACCAAGGAGCUGUGGACUUCGUCACCUUCGAUCCGAAAGAUAAGUAUCUGAGCAGUAUUGGCUGCGACGGCACCUUGCGAAUUUGGAAUAUGGAAACCUCCAAAUGCGUGUCAAUCAAGCCCUACAUCAACCGAGACUAUUCUUCCAAGCUGUCUUGUUCGUGGAGCGACUCUGGGGACGUUUUGGCGGUUCCGUUCAACAGCAAAAUCGAUUUGGUUCGCCGCGAUUCCUGGGAUUCUCUGCGCUCGUUUUCCACUCCCUUUUCUUCCCCAAUCGAAUUGGUUUCCGUGUCUCCGAACGGACUGUACGUCGCCUAUGUGUGUUUGGGCGAACAUUCCGCCUAUGCUGUAUCGAAAACGCCUUCCCUCGGCGUCAUCGACACAAACGCAUCGCAGGAGCUGAAGCACGUCGAUCUGGACGCGGACGAGUUCAAUUCUCUGCGUUGGAGCGAGGAUGGUCGCUCGCUUCUGCUGCUCGAUAAGGAGGUCCGACUCACCAAAUUCGUUCAGUUCAUUCCCUCCUCGCUGCGUUCUGGCACCGAAUCCAUCGCUCCCAUUCCGGCUCCUUCUUCGAAUUCUGUGAAUUCUAUGAAUUCUUCCGCUGGUAAAGCGGCUGCAUCAUCGACAGUUUCCGAUGGAAAGGAGAAUUCGAAGAACGAAUCGAUGGAUGCCGAUUUGUUUGAAAGCGAAAAGGCGGCAAAAACCGUUUUGGCGGCAGAAAGCGAAGACGAAGAAGAGCGCAUCGUGGUUCGAAAACUUCGCCGCGAAUCGCCGCUGGACCCCGUCAAAGAAGUCGAAGACUUCGGAAUUCUCGCCGAUGAAACGCCCGUAGCAGAUCCGUUUUUCGAGCCGGAUCGUUCUUUGAAACUCCACGAUAUGUUUAUGAGUUGUGCGUCGGAAAUGGUGCAGGAUCGCUGCUUUCUGGCGUGGAAUGAAGUCGGUCUCAUUAUCAAACGCUUCGCCGAGGGCGUUUCAUCGAUCGAAAUCGAAUUCACCGACCGCCAUCGCAAGCGACUUCUCUUCAGCGAGACUGGCGACAUCGUCGUGGCCUCACUGAGUCCCGCGGGAGCGAUUUUGGGCGGGGUGAUCGAGGAGGAGAACGGGAAAGUGUCGGGUUUUGUGGUGUAUCGCGCGUUCAACGCGUGGUCGGGUCGUUCUUCGUGGCGCGCCGAUUUGCCGGGCGACGAGCUGCCGGAUUUGGUGGCGUGCACGGAUUCGAUGGCGUUCGUGUAUUCGUCCCGCGGGCUCUUGCGAUCAUGGAGCGUGUGCGGACUGCAGAAGAGCGUGCUGACGCCGUGCAAUCGCGUGGUGACGAUGGUGGGCGAUGCGGAGCGAUUGGCGCUCGUUUUCGAAGAUUCGCUUCCGAUCAAUGGUUUUUAA